Messenger RNA from Columba livia (rock pigeon), 6749 nucleotides. It is a transcript of the gene CASKIN1, whose product is annotated as CASK interacting protein 1. Lineage: Eukaryota; Metazoa; Chordata; Aves; Columbiformes; Columbidae. The coding region runs from base 194 to 4819 and encodes 1541 amino acids. Gene Ontology annotation, molecular function: protein binding. The record is from RefSeq and is a predicted model, not a curated record. The transcript is spliced from 21 exons.
GCGCCCCGCCCCGCCCCGGGCGCCCGCCGCCGCCGCCGCCGCCGCCGCCGCCGCCCCCGCCCCCGCCUCCGGAGCGGGCUGGGCGGGGGGGCCCGUGCCGAGCCUUGCCGAGCCGAGCCGCCCGCCCCUCGCCGCGCCGCGGAGGAUGCUCGGGCCGUGAGCCCGUAGCCGGCAGCCCCGGCGCCGCGGAGCCAUGGGCAAGGACCAGGAGCUGGUGCAGGCGGUGAAGGCGGAGGACAUCGCGGCCGUGCAGAAGCUGCUGCAGAGGCCCAAGCCCGGCAAAGCCAAGCUCCUCGGAUCGGCAAAGAGAGUCAAUGUCAACUUCCAAGACACUGAUGGGUUCUCGGCUCUGCACCAUGCGGCACUCAAUGGCAACACAGAGCUCAUCUCGCUGCUGCUGGAGGCGCAGGCUGCAGUGGACAUCAAGGACAACAAAGGCAUGCGGCCCCUGCACUACGCAGCUUGGCAAGGCAAGAAGGAGCCCAUGAAAAUGGUGCUGAAAGCGGGUUCCUCCGUGAACAUCCCGUCGGACGAGGGCCAGAUCCCCCUGCAUCUGGCAGCACAACAUGGCCACUACGACGUGUCAGAGAUGCUCCUGCAGCACCAGUCCAACCCCUGCAUCAUGGACAAUUCGGGGAAGACACCCCUGGACCUGGCAUGCGAGUUUGGCCGAGUCGGGGUGGUCCAACUGCUCCUGAACAGCAACAUGUGCGCGGCGCUGCUGGAGCCCAAACCAGGGGAUACCACUGACCCCAACAGCACCAGCCCCCUGCACCUUGCUGCCAAGAACGGCCACAUCGACAUCAUCCGGCUCCUGCUGCAGGCUGGCAUCGACAUCAACCGGCAAACCAAGGCGGGCACGGCGCUGCACGAGGCGGCCCUGUGUGGCAAGACGGAUGUGGUGCGGCUGCUGCUGGAUAGCGGGAUCAACGCCCAUGUCAGGAACACCUACAACCAGACUGCUCUGGACAUCGUCAACCAGUUCACCACCAGCCAGGCCAGCAAGGAGAUCAAGCAGAUGCUGCGGGACGCCUCGGCCGCUCUGCAGGUUCGGGCCAUCAAGGACUAUUGCAACAACUAUGACCUGACCAGCCUCAACGUCAAAGCCGGGGACGUCAUCACUGUGCUGGAGCAGCACGCGGAUGGGCGCUGGAAGGGCUGCAUCCAUGACAACCGCACCGGCAACGACCGCGUGGGCUACUUCCCCUCCAGCCUCGUCGAGGCCAUAAGCAAACGAACAGGUUCAUGGGAGACUGUAACAAUCCCCCAACAGUACCAAAAGAUCCCGCUCCCGGCUUACGGGGCUGCUGUGCUAAACGGUGACGCCUCGUCCCAUCCGUUCCAUUCCCUGCCUCCACCUCCACCUCCACCACCACAUUCCCAUCAGACUCUUUUCAGUUCCUUUGGCUAUCGCAGGCUCUCCCCUAGCAGUGCCGACGAGCCGCGGGACGCACAAGGGUCCCGCGGGGCCGACAUGAGCCCGUCCCACCUCUCGCCGUCGCAGGGCGGAUCAGCAGCCCCAGCCCCCACGGAGGAGAUCUGGGUGCUGCGGAAACCCUUUGCAGGUGGUGACCGCAGCAGCCUGGGCAGCACAGGCAGCGUGGCCUCAGCCCGCAGCUCGGGGAGCGGGCAGAGUGCAGGCAGUGGGGCACACGCCCUGCACGCCAGCUCCGAAGGUGUCAAGCUGCUGGCAACCGUCCUUUCCCAGAAGGCUUCUGCGCAAGAGUCUGCCGUGGGCGAUGGGCCGGCCAAGGCGCAGGACAUCCCCGCAGGUUCAUCGCGGUCGCAGAGCGUGGCUAGCUCCCCAUACGCCCCCCCGCCCCCCGCUGAGCCCCAGCUGAAGAAGAUGGAGCCGCCAUCGGAGGGGAAGAGCUCAGAGGCUGUGUACCAGUGGCUCUGCAAGUUCCAGCUGCAGCUCUACGCACCCAACUUCAUCAAUGCCGGCUACGACAUCACCACCAUUAGCCGGAUGACGCCGGAGGACCUCACAGCCAUCGGUGUCACCAAGCCAGGGCACAGGAAGAAAAUCGCCUCUGAGAUCAACAACCUCAACAUCCCCGAGUGGCUGCCGGAGUAUAAGCCGGCCAACUUGGCACUGUGGCUCUCCAUGAUCGGGCUGUCCCAGUACUACAAGGUGCUGGUGGAGAACGGCUACGAGAACAUUGACUUCAUUACUGACAUCACCUGGGAGGACCUGCAGGAGAUCGGCAUCACCAAGCUGGGCCACCAAAAGAAGCUGAUGCUGGCGGUGAAGAAGCUGGCGGAGCUGCAGCGUGCCGAGCUGGGCAAGUACGAGCCGGGCACACUGAAGAGGAAGGCGGCAGCGUGUCCUGAGGUGCUGGCCAUCGAGUCCCCGCCGCCAGAGCCACCCGAGUGCCAGUCACCCAAGAUGACCACAUUCCAGGACAGCGAGCUCAGCAGCGAGCUGCAGGUGGCCAUGACAGGCGAAGCCCCUGAGGAGCCCCCUGAGAAGGCGGCGAACCCCCCAGGCCCCGGCUACCGCUCGCCCCCGGGGCUGGGCGGCCGUGCCAGGCAGAUGAGCAGCUCCCAGGAGCUGCUGGGGGACAGCCCCAGGGCCCCCCCUGCUGCCGCCAUCUCCAAGAGCCAGGAGUACCUGGCGGAGGGGGCUGGCGAGGGCCCCCCCGCGCCGCCCAAGGAGGGGCGCCCGCCCCGGCACGGCCACCCUGUCAAGCGUGCCAGUGUGCCGCCAGUGCCUGGCAAGCCCCGGCAGCCCUUCCCACCCUCCGCCGGGCAUCUGACGCCACCGCAAACCCCUGGUAAGCCGCGACCCCCCUCCCCGCAGGGCCCGUCAGUGCCCCACGCCACCGCCAAAGUGAAGCCCACCCCGCAGCUGCUGCCACCGGGCGAGCGCCCUGCGUCCCCCCGCUCCCUGCCCCAGUCACCCACCCACCGUGGCUUCGCCUACGUCCUGCCGCAACCCGCUGAGGGUGAAGGGGGGCCCCCGGGGGUGCCCGUCCUGCCCGUCUCGGUGCCAGUGCUGUGCCUGCCAGCGGCAGGUGAGGGUGAGGAGGAGCCGGGGCGGCCGAAGAAGCGGGCGCACAGCCUGAACCGCUACGCCGCCUCUGACAGCGAGCAGGAGCGGGACGAGCUGCUGGUGCCGGACGCAGGGCCCUACGCCACUGUCCAGCGGCGAGUGGGCCGCAGCCACUCGGUGCGGGCACCCGCCGGCGGCGACAAGAAUGUCAACCGCAGCCAGUCCUUUGCUGUCCGCCCCAAGAAGAAGGGGCCCCCACCGCCUCCUCCAAAGCGCUCCAGCUCUGCCAUCUCCAGCGCCGGCAUGGCUGAGGACUUCCCCAAGGAGGGCGAGGGAGAGGCGGCCCCCGCUGGGCCCCUCACCGCCGAGGGGGAGAGUCGCCGGGAGCAGCGGCGUGCCAGCGACCUGGGUGGCAGCGUGGACACGGGCAGCGCCGGCAGUGUGCGCAGCAUUGCGGCCAUGCUGGAGAUGUCCUCCAUCGGUGGCGGGGCCCGGGCAUUGGCGCUGCAGAAGCCACAUGGGGCCAGCGGGCAGGCCAAGGUUCCUGAUGGCUACUACCUGCAGCCGGGGGCUCCCCCGGGCAGCCCUGAGCGUGCCCGCGUGGCCACUGUCCUGGCCACCGUCAAGCACAAGGAGGCCAUCGGGCUGGAUGGGGAGGUGGUGAACCGGCGCCGGACCAUCAGCGGCCCCGUCACCGGGCUGGUGGCAGCUGCCCGCCACGAGCGCGCCGACAGCUUGCGGUCAGACGUGGGUGCCGACAGCCCUGGAGAGCGGCUGCGGGUGGAGCGCGGCGGCUCCCCGGAUGCCAUCCCCUUCGCCGAGGACGGCAACCUCACCAUCAAGCAGCGACCGCGGCCCCUGGGACCGGCCCGGGGUGAGGCAGGUGAAGGGCUGUCCCCAGCCCACCGCCACGGGGACCUGGCCAAGGUAGAGGCCAGUGCCACGCUGAAGCGGCGGAUCCGGGCCCGGCAGAGCCAGCAGGAUGGUGUCCGCUUCGUCCUCACUGAGUCCGACACCGUCAAGCGCCGGCCCAAGGCCAAGGAGAAGGAGCCGGCGCUGGAGCCAGCCCUGCUCGCCGUCUACCAGAACGGCACCGGCACCGUCAAGCGGCGGCCGGCCUCUGAGCUGAGCGGGGUCGAGCCGCCCCCCACCCUGCCGUCCGCUGCCCGCCCUGAUGGCCCCGACUACGUCCCGCCACCCGCCGAGCCGAAGAAACCCUUCAAGCCACCGGUGUCCCCCAAACCUGUGCUGACACAGCCACCCCAGAAGGUGCCCGGGCCACCAGCACCCAUCCCCAAAAAGGUGCCCAUCCCAAGCCCUGGCAGUCCAGAGGUGAAGCGUGUCCAUGGCACACCGCCCCCGGUGUCUCCCAAGCCUGUGCCACCCCCCACGGCACCCAAGCCCCCCAAGCCCCAUGCCGCCAUCCAGUCAGUGAGCGCUGGCUCCACGCCAACCCCGUCGCCCGCCCGGCAACUGGGUGCCGGCACUGCCAAGCCCUCCAGCACGCCGCCCUCGCUCUGCUCCAGCCCUGCCAAGCCCCUCUCACCUGGCGCGCAGCCCCAGCAGGUACCGGUGAAGCCGCCGCGCUCGGCCAUCGCUGGCCCCUCCAUCGACACCACCGGCCCUGAGCUGGCGCAGCAGAAGCUGGAGGAGACAAGUGCAUCCCUGGCCGCCGCGCUGCAGGCUGUGGAGGAGAAGAUCAAGCAGGAGGACAGCCAAACGGCAGACUCGGCCGUGGAGUCGAAGAGCACCGUGAGCAUCCUGGAUGACAUUGGCAGCAUGUUCGACGACCUGGCGGACCAGCUGGAUGCCAUGCUGGAGUGAGGGGUGUCAGGGCCCCCCGAACCUCAGGGCUUACGUGGGCACAAGGGCACAACGAUCCACGACCCCCCCGGCCCCGCCGCCCUCCUCCCGUCCCCUCUGUACAGCUGUCCCCUCCCGGACAUCCCGUCCCUCGGGGUUUGCACAAAGAAGAAGAUACCUCAGGAUUGUGCUCACGGACUCGGCGUCGGCUCUGGCAGGACUCCCUUUGCAGAAGCAAAAAAUAAUUAAAAAAAUACAAGAAACACCAGAAGAAACAAAGCACCAUGGAACAGCCCCUCGCCGGCUGCUGGGACUCCGGGAGUCUCUCAUCUACGUGGCCGGUGGUCGCAGCCAUCAUGCCCGUGUCCUGCCGGCACCGCGGGUCGGCCCGAAUGUAGCACAAGCCCUGCCCGGCGCGGUGACCCCGGCACGGCGGCUCCGUCAGCCGCGUGUCACCGACGGCGUUUGCUGGUGGUCGCGCUGGCGGCGGAUCCAGGUGGGCAAAAGCACUUGGGUUUCUUUCCUCCUUUUUCAAGCUUUUCCUUUUUGAAGUUUUCUUUCUCUUUUCCGUCGUCGUUGGCAGAGGCCGGGUGGGGCGGAGGGUCCAGCCGGGCAGGGGGCUGCCCCACAGAGGGACACGGGGACCUGGCCAUGGGGCUUCGCCUCGGAAGCGGGAAGGCAGUUGGUUUGCGUUGGUUACAAAUUGGGGAGCGAAGGCCCCGACUCGGGGCUCUCGGCUGGCGGGGGCAGCGGGACGUGCCCCUGCCCGGCCCCUCCCGCCGGGGACAGGACAGUGAUAAGCUAUAAAGAAGUAUUAAUUUAUUGGAGGGGGAAAAAAAAAAAAGAUAUAAACCAGAUUUCCCUCACCCCCAAAAUAAUAAAAAGAAUAAACUUUAACAAAUAUAUAUUUAAAAGAUUUAAAAAUAUUAGCAAUUAUAUAUAAAGCAGUUUAAAAGAAAUCAAGAGAAAACUGGAUUUUAGCUUGAGAAAAACUAUUAGAUUAUACUAAGCUGUGUGUCUUGUGGCAAACUCAUUCUACGAGUAGCACAAUAUUUCCCUUUUCUCCGGGUGGAAGGUACGUGCGAGCAGUUCUGUUCGGGUCUUUCCGUUGGGAUUCAGUGUCGCGUCUUUAUUUUUACACUGUUAUGAACUCAAAGGAUGUGCCUUGUUUUAUGGAGGUUUUUGUUAAUUCUUCGACUGGAGGUGUUUCUGUUCUUUUGGAGUGUCUUCAGGUUUCCGUUUUGUUCAUUAUUUUGGGGUUUUUUUUGGCAUUUGUGGGGGUGUGUGUGGGUGUGGGUGUGUGUGCACGCGGGGGUGCGUGUGCUCCGGGUGUUCUCCGGGACGCCCCACUGUAUAUUCCUGUAUAAACUGGAGUUGGAGUCUGGUUCAGUCGCUUGAGUCCUGAUGAAUGCAUUUUAUUUUUGGCUUGUGGUUUCCAAACAAAGUGUUGCUGUUCCUUUCUUUUCUUGAGACACACGGAGUCGUCUCUCCCUCCACCUUCCUCUCCCUCUCCCCUCGUCUCUCCUGUUGUGGUCGCUGAUCCAGAUGUGUUUGGCACAACUUUGAAAUUUCUUUAAAAAACGAAACAAAAAACACACAAAAAAGACUCUAAAAAUAACAAAAAAAAAAAAAAAAUCACCUGCCUGAAAAUAUCUGUUGAAAAGGAAAAAAAUAUGUUAUCUUGAAAAAAAAAAUUCCAUAAAGUUCUACAUGAUGGAUAUAUACAUAUAUAUAUUUUUUAUGAUUAAGUUAUGGACUCUGUAUUGUAUCCCAUCUGUCCAGCUAUGCAUCUUGGUGCUUCUCCCCGCUCUCCUGUGCUUAGAUCUCACCUCUACUUGUCUUAUUCUUCCUAUUCUGAAUAGUAGAUGGCUCGUGGUGCUGUGAAGAAGUUUGCUCCUAUACGAAGUCUGGCAACAAAUAUUUAAAGAAAAAUAAAAAAGAUAAAACCCCU